This is a messenger RNA of Closterium sp. NIES-67, 3857 nucleotides long. Lineage: Eukaryota; Viridiplantae; Streptophyta; Zygnematophyceae; Desmidiales; Closteriaceae. The record is from the annotation of a GenBank genome assembly.
CAGGCCACGAAACCCUAAAACCGAGCACGCGACCCUGUUUCUGGUUCCCACGUUUUGCUGUCGCUGGCGCGCUGAUCAGCCUUUGAAGCGACGCCAUCCUACCGAGGCCCAGCCUGUUCGCUUAAGAUAAGGGUUUGAGUAGGUACUUUUAGCUUUAACCAAGGUACCGUAAAUCAAGGCAGCGUAAGUCACGCUGGUGGAGAUUCAGUGAUGGCGGGCGGCGGCGCGAGGACGCAGAAGAACAAGGCGCACAAGUCGCGGUUCGGCGCCAAGAGCCAGCGUGCCCUGCACAAGGUCGCUAAGGCGUCGGACGGCGGAGCAGCAGGGCCAGCGCGCGGGGGGGCGAAGGGCAAGGGGAAGGGGCAUGGUGCCGUUGCUAAGGCGGAGAGGCUCAACCGAAACAAGCUGCUGCGAGACAAGAAGCGCGCCGAUGUGCUGGCCGCCAAGAGAGCGCUCUCUGGUGCCACCACGCCUCCCCGGCUCGUGCUUCUGAUUGGUCUAUCUCGCCAAGUGGAUGUGGCUCACCUGGCUGAUACGUUUGUUGAGGCAUCUGCUGCCUCAGGUGCCUCUCAGUCUUCAGCCCCCCCAGCAGCAACAGCAGCAGCAGGGCAGGGGAUGGACCUGGAAGGGGGAGGGCCGGGAGCAGCAGGGGCGGAGGGGAUCAGGGGGAGCGCACAGGGCCUGGGGGGAGUGCGUCUGGUGGCUCUUCCGAAGAUCAAGGCGCGCUUUGCUGUCGUACCCUGCCCCCCUGGUGACCUCCUUCGCUGUCUUGAGCUUAUGAAGGUUGCUGACGUGGUAGUCUUUGCUUCUACCAUCACCCCUCUCGACCCCCUCCCCCCCUCCACCCCAUCUGCCCUCUCCACCUCCUCUCUCCACACUCACACCACCUCACACUCCCACACUCACUCCCUCCGCACCACCACCACCUCCAAAACCUCCUCCUCCUCCUCCCCCUCCGCUGCUGCAUACAUUGACGACUGGGGCCGAUCUGCCCUCUCUGUGGCUCGAGCCCAAGGGUUGCCUCUCCAGGUCGCUCUUGCCACUACCCUCUCCUCGCCUGCCUUUGCCUCCUCCCUCUCCUCGACCCCCUUUGCGACUUCGUCCCUCUCCUCCUCCGCCCCUGCUCACGAGGGGAAGAGGCAUGGGGAGCAGAGGAAGGGGGCUCUGGCGGUGCUGGGAGGGGAGUUUCCCAAGGGCACGUGCCAGGUGUUCACAGUGGAAUCAGCUGCUGAGAUGGCGCCGGUGGUUCGCCACAUUGCUGAGCAUCGCCCCGUCCCUCCCGGGUGGAGGACGCACCGGCCUUACCUUGUGGCGCAUGACUUUGACUUUAUCCCCGGUGCAACCGACGUCUGCGCAGCAGCGGUCACUAAGACCGCGCCAUGUGGCACGCUGCGAGUGGUGGGAUACGUGCGGGGCCAUGGCAUCAACGUGAAUCAGCUGGUGCAUAUCACAGGAGUGGGGGAUUUCCAGCUUGCUCAAAUCGACCAAGUCCUAGACCCCUGUGGUGCUGGAGAGCAACGGAAGGGUGGGGGGAGCAGGGGGAAGGAUAGGAGGAAAGGCGGGGAGAAGACUCACGAGGGGAUGGAGGUGGAGGAGGAGGGGGAGGAGGAGGGGGAGGUGGAGGAGGGGGAGGAGGGAGAGGAAGGGGGAGUGAGGGUGCUGGCUCGGUCGAGUGCUGAGUUGAGGGACCCUUUGGUUGUGCUCAACACACCUGAUCCGCUGGCGGGUGAACAGACGUGGCCCACAGAGGAGGAGAUGGCAGCAGCAGAGGCGGAGGAGAGAAAGAGGGCUGAGAGCAAAGCCCUGGGAGGGGGAGGAGGAAAAGAGGGGAAGGGCGGGGCGAGGCGCAUUCGGGUGCCCAAGGGUACUUCAAGUUACCAGGCUGCAUGGCUCCAAGCUGGACAAGAGGAGAGCGAGGGGGAAGAGGAGGAUGGGGAGGAGGAGGAAGAGGAGGGAGAUGAGGCGAUGGAGGAGGGAGAGGAGAGAGAGGAGGGGAAGAAUGCAGGGAAGGAGGAGGAGGAAGAGGAGGAGGAGGAGGGGUCGGGGAGUGAUUGGGAGGACGUGGAUGAGGACGAGGGUGUGGGAGGGGAGAGGCUGGGGGGAGGAAGCUCCCACGACGGGCUCAUGGAUGAGGAUGACGCAGAGGCGGAGGCGGAGAGGAGGGCGCGAGCGCAGUGGGAGGAGAUGAAGAGGCUGAGAGCGCAGCAGCAGGAGGAUCAAGAGUUCCCUGAUGAGGUCGACACCCCUGACGACAUCCCCGCCAGGCAGCGCUUUGCCAAAUACCGCGGACUCAAGUCCUUCCGCUCAUCCCCGUGGGACCCCAAGGAGUCGCUCCCCUCUGAGUAUGCGCGUAUCUUUUCUUUUGACAACUGGAAGCGAACACAAAAGGCCGCGGAGGAGCGGGCGGCAGCAGUGGACCGGGGCGAGGUGCCUGGGUCGGUUGGGGCAGGGACGUUUGUUAGGUUGCACAUUAUGAACGUGCCGUGCCUUGAAGCAGAGCGCCUCAAGCACGAGACGGCCAAUCGCGGGCUGCCACUUGUCGUCACGGGGUUGCUCCAGCACGAGACGCGCAUGAGCGUGCUGCACUUUUCUGUCAGGAAGGCUGACUCGUUCGCCGCACCAAUCAAAUCAAAGCAACGCCUGCUGUUUCACGUGGGCUUCAGGCGCUUCUAUACCCGACCCACCUUUUCAACUGACGACAUCAACCUAGACAAGCACAAAUUCGAGCGCUUUCUGCACCCGGGAAGGUUCGCGGUGGCUUCCAUAUUCGCCCCGACGCUCUUCCCGCCCCUCCCCCUCUUGGUUUUCGCCGACCCGUCUGCUGCGUCCAAUCAGCAUGCAGAAGAGGGUCUGGCAGCGACGGGGGCUUUAAGAGGGCCGGACCCCGAUCGGAUCAUUCUGAAGAAGAUUGUUUUGUCCGGCUACCCCGUGUCAGUGAUGAAGCGCAAGGCAGUGGUGCGCUACAUGUUCCACCAGCCAGAGGACGGCAGGUGGUUCCAGCCUGUGGAGCUCUUUACCAAGUAUGGCCGGAGGGGCCGCAUUCGAGAGCCAGUGGGCACCAAGGGUGCCAUCAAGUGUGUGUUUGACGGGGUGGUGCAGCAGCGCGACGCCGUCUGCAUGGCUCUCUACAAGCGGGUCUACCCCAAGUUUCCCGUGCUGCCAACGUCUUAAGUGGGGUGGCUGAGGCUCCCAGGGGCCUUCCUCCUCACUCAUUGGAGAAGAUGGAAAGAGCAGCAGUGCAGCUCUGUCUGCAUGGCUCUCUACAAGCCAGUCUACCCCAAGCUGUUGUCUCUUUUUCGGCCAGGCCCGACUCUUCUGCUUUCAUUGUGCCAUAUGCUCUUCUGUUCAAGAGCAAUCAAGGGUGUGUUUGAUUGGGUGGAGUGGUGCAAGAGUGCAACGCGAUUUGCAUGGCCCUCUACAAGCGAGUCUACCCCAUGUUCCCAGUGUUGCAGCGUGUAGCGGGCAGGGGUAGGGCCAUGAUAACAGAUGCACAGUUGGCGCAAUCGCUAUCGUAGCUGGGCGAGUUAAUAAUUCUAACUCUUGGCCAACCGCUGAGCAUCCCAACAGGGUCAAUCACUACAGCAUCCCAACAGGGUCAUUCACUACAGCAUCCCAACAGGGUCAAUCACUACAGCAUCCCAACAGGGUCAAUCACUACAGCAUCCCAACAGGGUCAUUCAUCUACCUGGAAAGCGAGAUGAACCAGGAAGGUAGGUAGGCUUGGAUACCAGGUGUUAUCUGUUGUGAUAUAAUUGGUACUUAGCAUUUCUGUAAGUCGAUUAAGUGUAGUUAGUGUCGAAUCUUACUGUAGAACAUAAUGUUAACGUAGAAACGAAUGAUUUACUAGAGGUGGAAAC